Molecule: messenger RNA, 6701 nt
Organism: Oncorhynchus keta (chum salmon)
Lineage: Eukaryota; Metazoa; Chordata; Actinopteri; Salmoniformes; Salmonidae
Product: FHF complex subunit HOOK interacting protein 1B-like
Biological process (GO): endosome organization; lysosome organization; endosome to lysosome transport
Cellular component (GO): FHF complex
Source: RefSeq, a predicted model, not a curated record
GAGAAAGAGAGAGAAGAGAGAUUGUGAAAUCAUGAAAAUGGUUUGUUGUUGUCUGAAGGAAUAAACCUAUGCGACAAAAAAAAAUGUAUACAAUUCAACGGCGAUCUUCUUUUGCGUCGUCCCGGGGUAGCAGUUGGGGCUAAGGAAGGCUAAGCUGAUUGCUGCUGGCUGGUGACUUCCCUUAAAAGCUGGUGUUGGACUGGAGCAGCCAGCUAGGGCCAUGAGCCAGAAGUCCCUCUUCCCUCUGAGGACCAGAGCCAACAUGGAGGUUUAGACCAGACAGACGCUGAGCAAGUGUUCAGUGCUGUGGGUCCUCUGCCUGGGAAUGGAGUGGUGUCAGCUGCAGACUGGAUGACGGGGUCUUCAGCCCACCGUUAAUCCGUUACGGUAACACUGACGGCGAGAGACAUCCUCACCCCCCGGCGACCACAACAGAAUCGACCUCUUUUUCCUCAUCCGACUCUAUCUGGACUCUCUCCUGGUCCCCUCUACUGCCCCCUCCUUCCCUUCCCUCUCCUCUCCUCCUCUUUCCCUCACCUUCCCUCCUCCCCUCCUCUUCCCUACUCUCAAUCUCUUCCUUCUCUCUUAGCUUGUUGUCCAUGUGCCAGCACCUCUCUCCUGCUCCUGUCUGAACCCUGAACAUUGGCCUCUGACCCUUGAUCCCUCUGGAGGUCAGGAUGAGCUGGCUGAGCCGGCUGACCCCCCGGGGUCCGGGGGGCAGGUCCAGUAGGAACGUAGCCUCUUCCAGUCCCUGUACUGCUGACCCAGAGACCUGCCUCAUGGUGUUCGAGAACCACUGGAGACAGUUGUCCUGGGUCCUGGAACAGCAGGAGCCGUCGGGAUGUAGCGAUGACCUCACCGCGGUGCGGAACCACACCGAUCAGAUGCUGUGCCUCCUGGCUGAAGAGCGACCGGGAGAAGUGGGCGAGGGCCCCCCCGGGACCGUCCCCCCGGUGGGACCCAUCCUGGGUCUGGUGGUGAACGAGAACGUCCUGGAGCGAGUGGUGCAGUGGCACCUGCGUCGCGGAUUGGACCCAGACAGCCAGGGGUCGUUACUCAAGCUGUUCGAGAUGCUGAUAGGCCAGUCUCAGCAGCCCCUGCUCCAACACAAGGCGGUGCUGCAGCCUCUACUGGGUCUGCUGGGGGCCUGUGCUGAGCCCCAGCUGGGCUGCCCUCCCUCUCUGGAGAACAGUCUGGUGCUGCUGCUCAACCAGAUCUGUGUGUCGAUGGCGCGUGCCCCUGCGGUGUUGGAGCUGUUGUUUAGGUCGGCCCCGGCCCAACACGGUCCUACCAACCUGCUCAUCUUCUCCCUGCUGGUCCCCUUCAUCCACCGUGACGGAGCCAUCGGACAGCAGGCCCGAGACGCCCUGCUCCUCGUCAUGGCAACCUCCGCCACCAACCAGGGCGUGGCACGCUACAUCGCAGAGAACUCCUACUUCUGCCCAGUGCUGGCCACGGGCCUCAGUGCUCUCUACUCCUCCCUGCCGAGGAAGAUAGAGGUACGGGGGGAUGACUGGCACGCUCUGCGCAGGGAGGACUGGAUGGGCGUGUCCUCUCUGGUGCUCUUCAUGAACUCUCUGGAGUUCUGUAACGCUGUCAUCCAGGUGGCUCACCCCCUGGUCCGCAGCCAGCUGGUCGACUAUGUUCACAACGGCUUCCUGGUCCCUGUCAUGGGACCCGCCCUACACAAGUCAUCUGUAGAUGAGAUGAUAGCCAGUACAGCCUACCUGGAUCUGUUCCUGCGCAGCGUCACGGAAACAGCUCUCCUCAAAACCUUCCUACGCUUCAUCCUCAUGCAUCGCCAUGACAACGACACCAUCCUGGACACCUUGCUAACGCGCGUCAGCAGCAACUCCAGGCUGUGUAUGGUGUCUUUGAGCCUGUUCAGGACUCUGCUCUCUCUCAACUGUGAAGACCUCAUGUUGCAGCUCGUUCUCAGGUAUCUUCUACCCUGUACCCAUGUGAUGUUGAGUCAGAGGCGUGCCGUCAGGGACACCGAUCUCUAUGGUAAAUCAGCUGACAAGUUCCUGUCCCUCAUCCCAGAGUGCUGCCGCCUCAGCGUACUGCCCUCUGCUGAGCGGGAGGAAGAACCAGCCUUCUGGGGGAAAGUACUGAACAGCCCCAGCUCAGAGUCUCCUGUGCACCCCAAACCGAGCACUCCGUCCCGCCUGGCCCUCUUCAUGCGCCAGCAGAGCACCGCACUGCCCUUCACCCCCUCCCCCACUGAGACGGUCCCCUCGUCCCCCCGCGGGGGCCCUAGCACCCCCCUGUCCCCCGACAGCCCCAUGCACCCCGUCCCAGAGGGGCUGGACUGGGAGUCGGGGUACCUGGAGUACCUCAGGGACGCCCGUAGAGGGGUAGAGCUGUGCUCCUGGGCCUGCCGGAACUGGUCAGCCCCCUACGACGGAGAGGACCCCUCACCCAACACGGCCCCUCUACCGCCCCCUCCCCCCACCUCCAACCCCUCCCUGGCCAUGUUCCCAGAGCACUUCUCCUUCCAGCAGGGAGGAGGAGGAGGUGGUAGUACCUCCCACGGCCAGCAGAGGGCAGCGGUGGUGGCAGCAGCGCGGUCAGAGUGGAGCAGUACAGAGAGGGACAGUGGAGAGUGGGACGUCACCAUCGGUAAGAACAACUGUACCAUCAGCCUCACGCCCCGCACCAAGAAACGCAGCCUGCAGAGAGAGGAGGUCCCCCUCCCCAAACCUCUCCACCUCCCUCCUGACUCUACCUCUGCCUCCGUCCCUGACCCCUCUGCUGCCCCCCACCUCCCCUCCGGCCCCUCCAUAGGCCCUCACCAGGCCAUCUUCAAUGGAACGUCGUCGAGGGGUCGGGAGGACGGGUGUCCAGACGGCCGGGAUGGAGGGAUGGAGGUUAAGAAGGUGAAGAGAGAUUUGGACGAGCAGCAGCAGCACGGAGACUCUAGUCAGAACGUUGCAGUAGGUGCCAGCCCAACCCCGGUCCCUACCCCGGCCCAGUCCUGUGGGCCCCUACAGGGGUUGCACAGGGAAGGGAGUGGAAGUGUGACUGGGGAACACUCCAGACGUCUAACAUCGCACGUACAGAGUCACACCCAGGAUCAGCCUGCUCCGUGGACUCCAGCAUCCUGUGCCAACUCCUCCAACGUCAGCCUGACCCCUCAGGUCUCUGGACCGGGACUUCCAGAGGCAAUGCUCUCUACCCAGUCAGUCCCUACCCCGGCCCAGUCCUGUGGGCCCCUGACCCCUCAGGUCUCUGGAUCGGGACUUCCAGAGGCAAUGUUCUCUACCCAGUCAGAAGCAGUGGAGCGGCUGAUCUCGGAGCUCCUGGAUGGGGCUGGACCGGGGGAGGGGGGCCAGCAGGGGCCUGGAGACUCCAACGGCCAGGGCAUCAGCAUCGAGGCCUUCACCCAGGAACUCCGGGAGCUGGAGGAGAGGGUGAGGGAGAGGAGCAAGGGGGUGGGGCUUCUCAGACAGCUGGAGGAGACCACCAGAGACCCCGACUCAGAGGAACCACUGCCCCCCUCACCCCUGGACACUGACCUGAUUGGGACUGGGGCAGGGGCUGCAGUGGAGCCCAAGGCUGUGGGGCUGUUCAGCCCUGCCAGGCCUCUAGGACAGCCAUCCGCUCAGCCCUACACAGGUCCGUUUAUGGUGGUUCUGUUUGCCAAGCUGGAGAACAUGCUUCAGAACUCUCUGUAUGUGAACAUCUUGCUGACAGGGAUCCUGUGCCAGCUAGCCUGCUACCCUCAGCCCCUGCUCCGAUCCUUCCUCCUCAACACCAACAUGGUGUUCCAGCCCAGCGUCAAGUCUCUCAUACAGGUUCUGGGCUCAGUAAAGAACCGCAUUGAGGUGUUUGCAGCAUCCCAUGAGGUUCCUGGCAUGCUGAGGAAAGCCCAGCGCUACCUGGUUGCCAGGGGCAAGGUGGACUGGGCUGACUCUUCGCCCAUGGGGGUACCCACCCUGCGACGCUCUGAUUCCCUGGUGAAGAGCCGGAAACCUUCGCUAGGCGACCUGAUCAUGCGACACACCAACAGCCCCACGCGGGCACGCCACGCCGCCCAGCUUGCCCUGGCGCACGUACGAGACGGCGGCCAAUCGCUGCACAGUGCCCUGUUCCGGGGAGGGACUGGGGGAGGGGCGUCGGGGCUGGAGAAACAGGUGGAGGCUCUGAGGGUGAAGAACGCAGUCUACUGCGCCGUCAUCUUCUCUGAGUUCCUCAAGGAGCUGGCCGCUCUGGCCCAGGAGCACGCUGUCUCCAUGCCCUUCCUCCAGAGCCACGACACUGAGGAGUGAUGCUGUCAGUCUCCGUGCCCCUUCCUGAGGAGUGAUGCUCCCAAUUCUACACCAUCCUCCCAAUGUGUGGUCUUGCAGACUCCCCGUCAUUGAUUGAAAAGCUUUGGCUGAAGGAAUGUGAUCUGGGGAAUGUCUGGACCCCCAUGUCCACAAAACAUCUCAGAGUAUCAGCCGUUUUAAACUAUUAGAUCACAUGGACAGGUCCUCGACGGGCACCCCUCCUCUGAGACACGUUGUGGAUGUGGGUUCUUUCCUCGGUCCAGCUACCGUUUACCCCCCCCCCUUUCCCUCCUGCGGGGGGCAGAGGGGAGCACUGACAGGGCUGAGCGCUGCAGGGAAGAGAGGGGGGGGGGACAAGGUUAAUUCGGACAAUGAGAAAUCGAAGAAGGGAAUUGCAAUUGCUACAUGUGAAAGAGUAUUAGGGGAGAGACUACAAAACUCUUCUGUUAUGAGACUGUGCAUAUCAUGUAAAUAUUAUUUAUGUGGAUAUAUAUACUAUGAACACUAACUCUCAGUACAUGUAGAUUUUAGAGGGUGGUCUGUAGUGUACAUGGGUACGUGGUGCUGAGUCAGCUCUUUCCACUCUCCUCUCUUUAGUAAAUGAUGCUCAUUAGACAUGUACCAGCUUAAAGAGGAGAACAAGGUUAAUGCUUCCGUCUUUUAGUAAAUUAGGCAACAAAAAGAAAUGUCGCUGUUUCGGGUACAGAUCAUCUCAAGAAGACACAUCUUUUGUUUUUGUGUUUUAAAACGCAUCGCGUUGGAGAUUUAACAGGAAGGGAGGAAUGGGAGAGGAGGGGUCUGGGAAAGGGAAGGAAACCAGAGGACAGAGAUCCUCUGUAACUGUCCUGGAAAACGUGCUCAUGUUUUAUCAUUCAUAUGAUGGAAUUGUAUUAUUUAUUUUCUAAAUGAAACCUUUUUUAAGACAUAUCAAUGCCAUGUGGGAGUGGCAAAAUCUCAACGUGUGUGUGUGUGUUGUGUGUGUUUCUGUUCUGGUGUUGCCAUGGGAAAGGUGUGUUUUUGUUCUGGUGUUGCCAUGGGGAAGGUGUGUUUCUGUUCUGGUGUUGCCAUGGGAAAGGUGUGUUUCUGUUCUGGUGUUGCCAUGGGAAAGGUGUGUUUUUCUGUUCUGGUGUUGCCAUGGGAAAGGUGUGUUUCUGUUCUGGUGUUGCCAUGGGAAAGGUGUGUUUCUGUUCUGGUGUUGCCAUGGGAAAGGUGUGUUUCUGUUCUGGUGUUGCCAUGGGAAAGGUGUGUUUCUGUUUUGGUGUUGCCAUGGGAAAGGUGUGUUUCUGUUCUGGUGUUGCCAUGGGAAAGGUGUGUUUUUGUUCUGGUGUUGCCAUGGGAAAGGUUUGUUUCUGUUCUGGUGUUGCCAUGGGAAAGGUGUUUCUGUUCUGGUGUUGCCAUGGGAAAGGUGUGUUUCUGUUCUGGUGUUGCCAUGGGAAAGGUGUGUUUCUGUUCUGGUGUUGCCAUGGGAAAGGUUUGUUUUUGUUCUGGUGUUGCCAUGGGAAAGGUGUGUUUCUGUUCUGGUGUUGCCAUGGGAAAGGUGUGUUUUUGUUCUGGUGUUGCCAUGGGAAAGGUGUGUUUUUGUUCUGGUGUUGCCAUGGGAAAGGUGUGUUUCUGUUCUGGUGUUGCCAUGGGAAAGGUGUCUCUGCUCAGAAGGGUUAAAGUUGUGUUGUGGGACUGAGGUAGGAAAGGCUCGUCAGAGCACUAGAUUACGCAGAAGGAUCAAUGAGUUAACCAGCGAACUUCAAUAAACAAGCAGAAAUAACUAGAGAUGUUCUUCCUCAUUGAAGACGUGCUCUGGAAUUUAGGGGACUACCAAACAUCUCUUAACUCCUACUCUGGGCUGGAUGUGUCAUUUUGUACUGCUGACAUACAGAAAUACUAUUUUACCUCAAUUAGUCACAGAAAGCGACUGUUUUUAUGGAAUUAUUUUAUUUUUUAUUUUGUUUAACUUUUAUUUAAUUAGGCAAGUCAGUUAAAGAACAAAUUCUUAUUUACAAUGACGGCCUACCAAAAGGCAAAAGGCCUCCUCCCUCCGACGAGGGAUUACAAAUAUAGAACAAAACACACAUCACGACUAGACACAACUCAACACUCGAUAAAGAGAGACCUAAAGACAACAACAGAGCAUGGCAGCAACACAUGACAACAACACAACAUGGCAGCAACACAUGACAACAACACAGCAUGGCAGCAACACAUGACAACAACACAGCAUGGCAGCAACACAUGACAACAACACAACAUGGCAGCAACACAUGACAACAACACAACAUGGCAGCAACACAUGACAACAACACAACAUGGCAGCAACACAUGACAACAACACAACAUGGCAGCAACACAUGACAACAACACAGCAUGGCAGCAACACAUGACAACAACACAGCAUGGCAGCAACACAUGACAACAACACAACAUGGCAGCAACACA